Ilex paraguariensis (yerba mate) is the source of this 450-nucleotide messenger RNA. The record is from the annotation of a GenBank genome assembly. NCBI's taxonomy places the organism in Eukaryota, Viridiplantae, Streptophyta, Magnoliopsida, Aquifoliales, Aquifoliaceae.
AUGCCCCCGUCGCGUAGUGAUCCAAACCUGUACCAAAUCUCACAAACCUCAAAAAUGGCAUUGGAAUGGGUAGUACUGGGCUACGCCGCGGCCGCAGAGGCAAUUAUGGUCCUCCUUUUAACCCUCCCCGGCAUCGAUGGCCUGCGUAGAGGCCUAAUCUCAAUAACCCGGAACCUCCUCAAGCCAUUCCUGGCUGUCGUACCCUUUUGCCUGUUCUUGCUCAUGGACAUCUACUGGAAGUACGAGACCCGACCCUCUUGCGAAUCGCCCGGAUCUUGUACUCCGACGGAGCAGUUGCGGCACCAGAAAUCGAUCAUGAAGAGCCAGCGCAAUGCUCUGUUGAUUGUUGCGGCGUUGAUGUUCUAUUGGCUGUUGUAUUCUGUGACCCUUCUGGUUUUGAAAGCUGAGCAGUUGAAUCAGAGGAUCGAGAAGUUGAAUAGUCAAGAUUGA